Molecule: messenger RNA, 567 nt
Organism: Staurois parvus
Lineage: Eukaryota; Metazoa; Chordata; Amphibia; Anura; Ranidae
Source: the annotation of a GenBank genome assembly
AUGGUGACAGAAGGAGAGCCGGGAAGCCUGGUGAAGGUGAUCUAUCUUCUGGUGCUGUCUGCAUCAUGGGGUAUGCAGUUCUGGACGACUUUUGUAGCAGGGUUUGUUUUGAUCAGAGGGGUGGCCCGGCACACAUUUGGGCUGGUACAGAGUAAGCUGUUCCCAUUUUAUAACCACUUAGUCAUGUGCUUUUCAUUUUUGAAUCUGGCCGUGUACGCCGUGUACCAUCCACGGGACCUGCUGUCACCCAGCGAGAGUGUUCAGAUUGCCCUCUUCUUUAUAUCACUUAUUGUGUCUGCACUGAAUGCCCGCUGGUUCUCACCCUCCACGUCCAAGGUCAUGUUCAAGAUGCAUGCCAUUGAGCGGGAGCACAGCCUGGGUCAGGGGAUCGGGUUGAGCGCCAAUAGUGAAGGCUACAAACUCCUUCAGGAGAAGGAUCCCAAAUACCGGGCUCUGCGGAAAUCAUUCCUACGCUACCAUGGCAUUUCCUCUCUCUGUAACCUGGUGUCCGUAUUGUGUAAUGGAGCCAAUGUUGUGUUCACUGCCCUCCUGCUGCCCACUUUGUAG